GUACAUCCCUGCCGCCAACUCAGUCGGUAGGAAUCAAUGUUCACGAUCACGUGGAGGCGACAUUUGCCGAUUUGGUGAAAUUUGCGGUAUGGUUAGUUGCUCACGUGUAUUUAUGUGAGCAUUUCCUACCAAAAUUUCGAAAAGUUUGUGCUAAACAACGCGGCAAACAUGUGCAGACUGUGCGGGAACUAACGUUGCGUCGAUCCGUGUAUAAAUAAUCCAAGUGUACUGUUAAAAACAAAAGGUGUAAAUAAAAAUAUGUAAGCUGGUGUUCCUAACCUAUAAACCGUGCGUACUAUUAAAAGCGAAUAUUACGUAAAAAAAGUGGACAAUUCCGUGGAAUUAGUGUUCGGAGGGACGUUUUGUGGAUAGAACUUGAUGGUAGUUGCCCAUUUUGGCACAGUUUGGCUGUAAGAACGACUUGGUGCAGUGGUGGUGUUAUUGACCGCAAAUAUGGAUACGAGUCUGUUAAAUUUAGAGGAGCACUUUUCGACGUAUCACGACUAUGGAGAGUCCGAUGAUCGAUCGAGUUUAGGUGACAACAAUAGGGGGUUUUUCAAUGAGUGGGAAGAUGAAAGAGAGUUGAACGGGGAUAUUGGGCUCAUUCCGGAGUCAAGUAGUUUUUGUGAAACCUUGAAAGACAUGUCUGAUCCGACUGACUCACCAACGUCUGUUCUUUUUCAUAAGAUGAUUGAUUGGUCUGCGUAUAUUUAUGUGGAUGGUGUCGAGAAUUUUUCUCAAGAUUCGAUAUCAAAUCCUAUGUUGGAAUUAAACGAAUAUAAAGAGCGUCCUAGUCUCGACGGCAAAGAUUUAAGUAACUUUGAUCUCGCUACAUACAUAAACGAACCAGAAGACACAAGUCCAGCUAAAAGAAAAGUAAAAUCUGCCGGAAAAAAAAUCGAUAAAGAAGCACAAAGAUAUAUUAUCGAUGAUAAAAACGAUAAGUUGGACACCAGUGAUGAAAUCGACGUAGAAACUAUAUCAGAGGGUACAAGUUUACCCGUUUUAGAGGCAAACGAUGCUUUUAGUCUUUUGGAACAAUUUGAAGCUUCCGAAAAACCGAUUUUGUCCAAAACUAGCACAAACUUAACCGAUUCGUUCGGAUUUAGCAGUAGUUUAGUAAAUAAUAUAGAAAUGGAGGUUAAUCAAAUCCCCCGUAAUCCUAUCGAAAUAUUCGAGAAAGUUCCGCAAACUCCUAUCGACAUAUUCGAAGAUGUAAAAGUCGAACCUCCAGUAGUGGAAGAAGUAAAAGUGGAAGAAGCAAAAGUGGAAGACGCAAAAGUGGAAGAACCGAUGGAGAUCGAACCGGUUUCGAUCAAACAAGAAGAAAUCAAAGAUGAGGGAAAAUCCAAACCACCGACUUCUGAAUCACAAACUUAUGUUAAAAAUAAGCAAAUCCUAGACGCUCUACCUCAAGAAUUGAUUGCACGUAUUAACGAAUCCGGCAAACGUAAAACCAUAACUGUGAUACCUCCUAUUCCAAAUAAGAAACGAGGUGCUGUGCGUUCAGUGGAUGCCGUCUCUCAACACCGUAACAAAAUCGCUAAAACUUCCCCCAACGAACAAGUGCAAUUAGAUCACGAUUAUUGCGCUGCUGCUUCCCCGUAUCCGAAAGAACCGAGAAAAGAUUCAGGUUUUCAGUCUGAGGAGGACGAUCGAUCCGUGAUUCGCAACCAACCAACCGUAAAAACCGCUGAUGGUAAACUCAUGGUCUCUCUACUUAAAGUAAACACGAUACACAGCACGAAUCAGAAGAAGAAACUUAACUUAGAAGAGUAUAAAAAGAGGCGCUUUAUUAACUCUAACAUGGCGUCACAGAGCAAUUCGCCGAUUAAUAGCAAUUGCAGCUCGCCGCUGCCUGAAGAUGAGAAUUUGAAACGUCUUAAGCACCACGAGCUCUUGAUGAAAAUGGCUUCUGAUUUAUUGAAAACGCAGGCCAAGUCGGCAAAGUCGAAUGAAGCGACUGUUGCUCCUCCGAAACCGCCAGUUCCGAGUCCGCCUCAGGUAGUUUUGGCUCCUGCUCCUGAGAGAAUCGUGCCUCCUCCAGACUUAGAAGUAAAAACUUAUGUUAGCAUCGCCACGAACACCGAUAUUUCGAGUAUCAAUUGUAGCAAGAGUAUUAUAGCUUCGACUAGGCAGCUUGAGGAAAUUAAGCCGUUGUUGAAGAAAGUUAGCGAUAAAAUUAAUAGCAACUCGUUCAUCACAUCAUUGAUUGAAAAUAUUCCGAAAGCUAAGACACGGGUUAAUACGUAUAUUAAAUCGGAAAAUCAAGAAGUGGUCAGAGAGGAUAAGAUUAUUCACUAUUUAAAGAAAGAUCGAGUGCCCGCUAAGACGCGCAGUGUCGGCUCACAGACAGAGUUUGAUGAGGUCAAUCUAGAUGAUGAUGAUGAUGUGCAGAGUAGAUACAGAAGGAGGAUAGAGGGAGGCAGCAGUCCUGGUUCGUCUUCCAGCGGAAGUUCUCGUUCUGGACGCAGCAGAAGACGCACUAGUUCAAACUCUUCCCGCCACUCUCGUAGUUCGCGUAGUUCAGAUUCACCUUUAUCGACUUCUUCUAGAUCCUCUCGAUCACGAUCGAUUUCUCCAAAACGUGGAAGGCAGUGUAGUGCUGAACGUCUACGAGAAGUAGAGGAACGUAGGGUUAUUUAUGUGGGAAGGAUCGCUUCCGGUACCACAAAGGACGAUUUGAGAAGGCGUUUUGCACAGUUUGGGCCUAUCACGAAUGUUAGCUUACAUUUUAGAGAUUAUGGGGACAAUUUUGGGUUCGUUACUUUUGCUAACAAAGAAGAUGCUUAUGAGGCUUUGGAGCACGGAAAUGAUCAUGUGUAUCCAAAGUAUGAUUUGAGUUUUGGGGGACGAAGAAUUUUCUGUAAAACUACAUAUUCAGAUCUAGAUAAUAUGCGCGAGGACGAUUAUACUUACUAUCCAAACAGGGCUCCAGAUUGUAGUUUUGAUGCAUUGUUGAGAGCAGCGCAGGAAAAAAUUCGCAAACGGAAAUCUUGACAAACUUUGCUUUAUAGUUAUACAAAUUUUAAGCUAAUAGUUCAAUGCAUUCUCCUGUUUAUUUGAUGUAUUUCGUAUUUUAUUUUAUUUUAUUUAAGUCCAGUAUAUUUAUUUAUUAGAACUAAUUUGGGAUUGACAACAUGAACAACGUUUACAGUUUUAACAAUAGUUAGGCUUUUACUGAGUAAUCGCUUAUGAUCAUGGUUGUAAAUCGACUGAUAAUGUUAUGGUGAUUUUAGAGUUUAACAUUAUGAUGUAGGAACGAAUUUUAGAACAGUUCCGCCUCAUGCAACAGUAUCCGUAGUCAGGCCACACAGGUUUGCGAUUGUAUAUUUUGAAUUCUAUUUUUUUAAGUUCUUGUAAAGUUAGGUUAGAAGGUAAGUUAGGUAAAUGAUCUGUUAUGCGCCCAUGAUUAGAAGCGAUUCUUCAGUUGUUGAAUGUGUUUCCCAUGGGCUGUGUAUUUUCUAUUUGUACAUAUUUUGUUAUUUUUUAAAUAAAUGUUAACCCAGCUAAUUUUGAAUUAUUCCUCUUGCCUCUCUCCCAAUUUUCGUGAGAGGUCAGAGGCAUAAUCAAAUCAGAUCAAAUGUAAAUUGACGAUUGCUUAGGUUGGUAUCAGAUGAACAUUUUUAUUUUUGUCAAUUUUAGCUAUUAAUUAUUAAUAAAAGCCAAUGCAGGCA
Zophobas morio is the source of this 3677-nucleotide messenger RNA. RefSeq names its product peroxisome proliferator-activated receptor gamma coactivator-related protein 1 (gene srl). Gene Ontology annotation, molecular function: RNA binding; transcription factor binding. NCBI's taxonomy places the organism in Eukaryota, Metazoa, Arthropoda, Insecta, Coleoptera, Tenebrionidae. Bases 454 to 3000 code for a protein of 848 amino acids. Gene Ontology annotation, biological process: positive regulation of transcription by RNA polymerase II. The transcript has 8 exons. Gene Ontology annotation, cellular component: nucleus. The record is from RefSeq and is a predicted model, not a curated record.